AUGUCUUCUUCCUCAUCGCCGAUAGACGGCGUGAAAGAGGCAGCAAAGGGAAACCUUGAACCGAUCAAGAAGCAAAUACCCUCAAUUGAUGAGGUCAAGGAUGGGGCGAAGCAGAGCUUGGAGAGCGUCAAGCAGAGCGUGCCGACUUCUACAAAAGAGCUCCAGGAAGCAGUCGAGGCCACAGCACAGAAGUCGAUGCAGAGUCUACGCGACUUUGUAGCGGGUGGUGUGGGAGGGAUCUGUGCUGUCGUGGUUGGACAUCCAUUCGAUUUGGUCAAGGUGCGGUUACAGACGGCCGAGAAAGGUGUCUAUAAUGGUGCCAUGGACGUCGUGCGGAAAACCAUCGCAAGAGAAGGGCCAGUGCGGGGACUUUACGCUGGAGUCUCUGCUCCGCUGGUGGGAGUAACACCGAUGUUUGCUGUCAAUUUCUGGGCAUAUGGCGUUGGUAAACAGCUAGUGGAGAAAUACAGCACAGUCGAGAAUGGCCAUUUCUCAGUCGGACAGGUUUCAGCUGCCGGAUUCUUCUCCGCGAUACCCAUGACUGUUAUCACUGCACCGUUCGAGCGUGWCAAGAUCAUCUUGCAAAUACAAGGACAAAAAGAGCUCAAGCCAGGCGAGAAGCCCAAAUACGCUGGUGGCAUGGACGUUGUGCGGCAGCUGUACAGAGAGGGUGGUAUCAAGUCCGUCUACCGCGGUUCUGUCAUGACGCUUGCUAGAGACGGACCCGGUUCCGCUGCAUACUUUGCAACGUAUGAGAUCGUGAAGCGAAAGCUCACACCCAAGGACCCCGAUACCGGCAAGCCAGGAAAGCUGAGCAUGCCGGCCGUUAUGGCUGCCGGCGGUGCGGCCGGUGUGGCCAUGUGGACUACCAUCUUCCCCGUGGACACUGUCAAGUCGAGACUGCAGUCGGCAGACAAGGCACAGGGCAUCGGUGCGUGCAUCAAGGAGCUGUAUGGCAAGGGUGGAUUCAAGGCAUUUUUCCCUGGUGUCGGACCUGCCAUGGCUAGAGCUGUUCCAGCAAAUGCUGCGACAUUCGUGGGCGUUGAGCUCGCACAUAUCGCCAUGAACAAGGUCUUCUAG
Ramularia collo-cygni is the source of this 1080-nucleotide messenger RNA. RefSeq names its product probable mitochondrial carnitine-acylcarnitine carrier protein. Gene Ontology annotation, molecular function: O-acyl-L-carnitine transmembrane transporter activity. The record is from RefSeq and is a predicted model, not a curated record. Bases 1 to 1080 code for a protein of 359 amino acids. Gene Ontology annotation, biological process: mitochondrial transport; carnitine transmembrane transport. The transcript has 4 exons. NCBI's taxonomy places the organism in Eukaryota, Fungi, Ascomycota, Dothideomycetes, Mycosphaerellales, Mycosphaerellaceae. Gene Ontology annotation, cellular component: mitochondrial envelope.